AUGGAUGCUACUGCUCCUCUUUCCCGCUCCUCGUCGCGUCCCCGUCCUUCAUCUAGGCCUACAACUCCCCUCAGGCCCAGCUCUCGGUCAUCAUUCCGCGAGGGUCAUGGAUAUGGAGCUAGUGUCAGCAAUACAGGCUAUACCGAUCCUGCCAUCAAUGCCCUGGAACCCCAGUUUGCAGAGCUCGCUGACUCCAUGGCCGAUCUCGAGGCCAAUUUCAUGCAUCUUCAGUUAAUGCAUGAGAGUCUGACGCGCUUCAGCGAAAGUUUUGCUAGCUUUUUGUAUGGGCUAAACAUGAACGCGUUUUGUGUGGACUUUCCCGAGGCCCCCAUCCCUGAAUCUUUCAGGAGAGCCAAACAAGCAGAGGUUGAGAGAGAGCUUGAAACAGAACAAAAUCGACCCAUACAUGAAGACGAGGCAACGUUUAUGACCACCGACACUACAUUUAUUGAACAUCCUCCUAGCACCACCUCCUCUAAACCAACGCCCAAGUCGUCCUCUGUUCCUUCGCGUGGAACCAGAAGAGGAUCGAAUCCAUCGUUCCGGUGUCCCUCUGGUCGCUCUGAGAACGCCGCCACAAGGGCAGCUAAAGUUGGUAGCGCUCGGCAACGGAUCCAACAGCGGAACACAACUGCUUCACUGUCCAUUGACGAUUCGCUGACGCUGUCGGCUUAUUGGACCCCUCCAUUGAUGCCUGAUUGGGAGACUGAAUGCAUAAUGCUGGUCUAA
Messenger RNA from Aspergillus tanneri, 729 nucleotides. RefSeq names its product DASH complex subunit DAM1 (gene DAM1). Gene Ontology annotation, cellular component: mitotic spindle polar microtubule; mitotic spindle; mitotic spindle pole body. The transcript is spliced from 5 exons. Bases 1 to 729 code for a protein of 242 amino acids. NCBI's taxonomy places the organism in Eukaryota, Fungi, Ascomycota, Eurotiomycetes, Eurotiales, Aspergillaceae. The record is from RefSeq and is a predicted model, not a curated record. Gene Ontology annotation, biological process: mitotic sister chromatid biorientation.